AGGAUAUUAUUGUCAGUGUGAGAAAAGUCAAAACAUUAUUUUGCUAUUUAUUAUAUUAUUACGACUCGAUUUUAGAAAUGUGUAGAAACUGAUAUUUUAACAAUUUUGCAAUGGCUUUAUCACUUAGAUUUCUUUAUAGAGAUCAUGUAUAUUUUCAGCAAAUAAUUAAACCGCUAAGAUUGAAUAUAAGAAAACAUGUUCCUAUUAGACGUGUAUCAAGUGGAUUUUAUACAUCAAAUAUCAACCAAAAGGCUUUAGUGGCGGAAAACAUGUGCAAGUCUUAUUAUAAACCUCUUCGGCUUUGUUCUACUCAAAGUAGUAAUGAGGGAUUAAAACCCCCACCACCAAGUCCAGAAAAAAAACGUGGUUUAAUACAGCGAUUUAAGGAAAUGUAUAGAGAUUAUUGGUAUGUUCUUGUUCCAGUACAUAUGGCUACAUCGGCUAUUUGGUUUGGAGGAUUUUACUAUGCUGUAAGAAGUGGUGUUGAUGUUGUGAGUCUGUUUGAAUCACUCGGUGUGAGUGAGAAACUGAUGGAACCAUUAAAACAAACUGGUGUUGGAUACUUUGCCCUUGCAUUUGCAAUGUAUAAGGCAGUUACGCCUCUCAGAUAUGCUGUUACACUAGGUGGUACUACUGUUGCAAUUAAAAAACUAACAGCUAUUGGUUGGAUUAAGCCAGUUCCCUCAAAAGAACGCCUCAAGGAGAUGUUGCAAGAAAAGAAAGAAAACUUACAUGAUAAAUUCAAUGAAAGUAAACAACAUUACCAUGCUCAGAUUAAAGAGAAACAGACACAAGUGAUUGAUGAAAUGAGGAGGUACAAAACAGAAAUGCGUAAUAUAAAGGAUAAAGUAAAGAAAAUGUGAUCAUUAUAUCUUAUUAACAUUAGUUACAGAAACAACGGCUUGGCCAUUGUAUGUUAUGCAACAAAUAAAACAGCUGCUGUUUGAAAAAUUAUUUAUUGUUACAAAAAAUAUAAAUAAAACUUAACUAGUACUUGAACUUUAGUCACAUAAUAAUUAUUAUCAGUUAACAAAAAUUAAAAACAUCACAUGAUAAAUCAAAAUGUACAAAUAGUAUGAAACACAACUUACAUACCUAGAUUUGACAGCACAUUGCCGGAAUGUAUAUUAUGGCAUUUCUUCUAGGUCAAGGUUGUGUAAAAAGAAUAAACGAAAAUGAUAAUGAAUACCAUCCACAUGUGCUGCCAUUCAAACAUAGAAAUAAUAAAUGCAUCAAUGUUGCAAUAAAUUAAUAAUACUUGUGACUUAGUAUUUGUUUUUCACAUUUUGUACCCUUUGUUUAAAUAAAUGUGUUAUUCUCCAAGUAAUAACUUACAACAUGUGAUCCAGUUAUUUAUAAUAAUAUAAUAAAAAACUGUUCAAAUGCAGGUGAACCAA
Molecule: messenger RNA, 1397 nt
Organism: Leptidea sinapis
Lineage: Eukaryota; Metazoa; Arthropoda; Insecta; Lepidoptera; Pieridae
Exons: 3
Coding region: 111-863 (250 amino acids)
Cellular component (GO): mitochondrion
Source: RefSeq, a predicted model, not a curated record